This is a messenger RNA of Penicillium brevicompactum, 1398 nucleotides long. Its product is annotated as ankyrin repeat domain-containing protein. Gene Ontology annotation, molecular function: protein binding. NCBI's taxonomy places the organism in Eukaryota, Fungi, Ascomycota, Eurotiomycetes, Eurotiales, Aspergillaceae. Bases 1 to 1398 code for a protein of 465 amino acids. The transcript has a single exon. The record is from RefSeq and is a predicted model, not a curated record.
AUGAGCGGUGAUCAGCGGUUCCAGUUUCCCAACAAACCCGGCCAUCAUGGGGGUAAUGCGAUAGAGACAGUUCAAACCGAAACGGAGUAUCGCAUUAUAGAACCACCUUAUCGCGCGAAUUAUGACGGACUAUUCGCACUGAGUAUUUCGGCGACUCGGCGGAUGGAACCUAGAGAGCUGCACCAGGCUCUGCAGUUGUCAGAACUGCCUUUUUACCCAAGGCCCCCAAUCGACAAAAACAUCGGGACUAAGCUCUCCAUCUUCCAGGACGGAUUUUUGGAAGUCAAGGAGAGGGUCAACCCAAUCCAUCUGACGGACGGCAACUGCGAGACUCGCAAAUGCGGCACGCAGCAAAUUAUCGCGACUGCAACACUAAGACAAACGCAAGAAGAUCGCUUUGUUCACUGGGUGACUUCUGACAACGAUUAUCUCUGUCAUGUCAGAUACCACGACCUUCUGGAUCAUGAACAGCUCGCGGAGAUCUGCAUCAAGUACUUGCAGGACCUACAUACUCUGUGGUGCACCGAACUGAGACCCAUGGUUGAACUUUUGGACGUCAAGCGUGCUCGAAAGAUAAUGGAGGAUGCUCACGAGAAAUUUCCAUUGCUUCUUUAUGCCGUCGACUCGCUCUUCAUCCAUAUCUCAGCCGCUUUCCGACCCUUGAGGCUUCAGGCCGUUGAUUCUCGCGCCGAAGAUUUGUUCAAUCAGCUGGAUAAAAUAUUUGAAGUGUGGAAAUAUUAUUCUAGCCUCAAGGAGAGGUCUUUGGACCAUGAGCCUCGUGCUACCAAUGAAUCAUUGCUGGAUCAGCUUGUCGAGCACGACAUACUCCAAAUUGUGUCGAUUGCGAUGAAGAAUCUUGUUCAAGUUCGUGACUUCCCAGUUAAACAAGAUCUCGGCCGUGCUCUGCAUAUUGCAGUGAACAAGGACCACUUUGAAAUACUCGACUUGCUGCUCAAUUCCGUGGGUCCAGGAAAAUACUCUCAGCUCGUGUUCGAGACUCUACUCCCUUCAGCAGCCUUUAAAGGCAGUUUGCGGUCAGUUGAGUCACUGCUCCAAAAUCGCGCAGAUCACUCACACAAACGUGAGAUCAAAUGGAGUAAGAGAUUCAAUGGAUCUGCUCUGAUAGCGGCAAUCAAAUCACGGCAUCGAAGCGCCAUGCUGGUUCAAACUUUGUUGAACGCAGGGGCGGAUCCCAAUCGCAAGGGAGGUGGCCAUGAUGACCAGACUCCGCUACAAGCUGCCGUUGAGAUGGGCUAUAAUCCCAUCAUCGAAGCUCUCAAGGCAGCCGGUGCAAUGGUUCACGGCGACGAGUUGGCCUCCUUGAUAAGUCUAGCAGAGAAGUCGGGCCACACAAACACAUCCUUGCUGCUAAAUCGGAUAUAUAGACCACGCCAAUGA